Molecule: messenger RNA, 4158 nt
Organism: Conger conger (European conger)
Lineage: Eukaryota; Metazoa; Chordata; Actinopteri; Anguilliformes; Congridae
Gene: tspan31
Product: tetraspanin 31
Exons: 6
Coding region: 177-815 (212 amino acids)
Cellular component (GO): membrane
Source: RefSeq, a predicted model, not a curated record
UGAUUGGGAAAUUGACUGACGUUUACCGGCUGACUGCUUGGAGGAAAUCCGUUUCCAGAAUUCAAGGGCCAGGAGAGCCUCUCCGCCUACUUUCACGGACAGACACGAAGCAGGCUAAAUAAAAGCAUAGUAAUCAUUAUUUCGGCUUGUUGGACGAAUAAACAAGCAUUUUGAAGAUGGUUUGUGGAGGAUUUACAUGUUCAAAAAAUGCUCUUUGUUCCCUUAACGUGGUGUACAUGCUGGUGGGGCUGCUGCUCAUUGGCGUGGCAGCCUGGGGAAAGGGCUUCGGGAUCGUCUCCAGCAUCCACAUCAUUGGCGGGGUGAUCGCAGUGGGCGUCUUCCUGCUCCUCAUUUCCAUCGUGGGCCUCAUCGGCGCUUUCAACCACCACCAAGUCAUGCUCUUCUUUUAUAUGGUCAUUCUCUUCCUGGUGUUCCUCUUCCAGUUCGGAGUGUCCUGCUCUUGUCUGGCUUUGAACCGGGACCAACAGGAGAAGCUGCUGAACACCUCAUGGAACCUGAUGGGCGAUAACACCAAGAAGAGUCUGGAACAUCAGCUGGACUGCUGUGGUCUGGUGAACCGCACAGAUAGCCAGGAGCAGUUCACAGCCGACGCCGCGGGUUGCAAUGCACUGUGUAAAAGCAGUGGGACGUGUUCUACCUGUGGGGACCGGAUGCUCCAGCACUCUGGCGAUGCGCUGAAGAUCCUGGGGGGCGUCGGGCUGUUCUUCAGUUUCACCGAGAUCCUGGGCGUGUGGCUGGCUGUACGCUACCGGAACCAGAAAGACCCCCGAGCCAAUCCCAGCGCUUUUCUAUAGAAACAUGCACUGGGAAUAUGGGGGGGGGGGGGAAACCACACACACAUACCAUAAAUGCACAAAUGUAUAACAAGCAACCCAUAGACACGCAGACACUCAUUGAUAUGGCCACAUUGAGACACAUUUGCACAAACUUCAUCUGACACAUGGAGACAAAUGCCAAACGCACCAAUGGAUAUACAAUCCACAGCUUCUUUUGCCCAUUUGGUACUGAGCCCUAUCUACACUGUACACGUGAGCCAUGUAUGCGUAUAUGUAACGUAUGACACGCAUGUAAAACCCGACGUGUGUGUUUAUAAAACCUACUCCGUACAAAACAACCUUGGCCUUUGCAAGCAAAGCCUUGAAAAUGCACACGCAGGCUCCACAAAGGCUGUCUGCACAGCAGUCCUAAAGCGCUACUUUCCUCACGUAUGAUUGGAUGGUCGUCUGCAUUUCUGCCUUUCUGAACACUACCAUUGGCUUGCUUUGCUCAUGCCCCCUUCAUCCACCUUACUGCCAUCCUUGAUGUGAGCACAGUACAGGCAGAAUAGCCAACUCACAGUGCAGCAGACCUUUAUUAUUUUCUUUUAUUAUUCCUUCUUUUUGGGAUAAGAAAGGAUUUUGCUGUCCCAGAACUGCACAAUUCCCACCGUACUGCAGUCCUCUGCCAUAGACCCACUCCUGUGCGUUUCAUCAUCCCCAUCGCUUAAAUGCUUUCUUCUGGACCCCUUUUCGGACAAGAUCGAGGACCGGUCAUUUUGAUGCACUGACCUCACACAAAAUCACUCACAAGGAAUACAGUUUUUAUUUAUGUAUAUGUUUGUGUAUAUACCUGAAGUUCGUACGCUUGGCAUGCAAAGGAAAAUCUUUGUGUUAUGUCUUGCCACGUUCCAAAUCUGGCCAAGUUGCAAGAAUGACAUGGUCGCCAUGGAUAUGUUUAUUUUUCAGCACAGUGGGAAGGACUGGGGGAUAGAGAGUGGCCAAAUCCUCUCUUCCUCUGGCCUGAUGGUCACACGGAGAGACCCGUGGCUAACACGGUCUACAGGGAAGAACUGAACUGAACUGAGCCGUUCCCUCGGCAACAGCCACACGCAUCUAUCACGUGCCGCUCGAAAUGGGUAGUCUGGACACGUUAAACUUACCAUUUCAUCGCACUCUGUUCAAGUAGCUCACUCCCUCUUUUCUGAGGGGCUCUUUUUGUUUGUUAGAUUUUUUUAAAUUUGCUGAAUUAGACAAAGUGCAAAAACCCUCUACAAUGUAAACAACCUGAUUAGCUCACAUUUAACCCACAGGGAGUACUUGCCUGUACCAAAAUGAGAAUUGAAUAUAGGAUACAGUACGAAGAACAGUCCUUUUUGCUCAUUAGACGCGUAAUGCGUAAGGGGCUUAAAACUCUUGUUCUUAGUUCUGUUAUAAUCCCUGCGUAGAGGUGGAAUACAAUUAAUGUUGCCUUCUGUUUACUGGAAGAGGCAUGCUUGAAUGCUUUUCACGAAAGUAGGAUCCUAUUAUAACCCGACUUGGAAUUAGUUUUAUUUUGCUGCUGUUGUACGAAUGCAGCUUCGGUCUUCAAUAUGGUGUUUUUUUUAUGUUAAUUAGAUUAUAGGAUGAAGUGGUCCUUUAUCUGAGCCUGAUGAAUCGAAACGUUUAGCUGGGUAUUGGUUUAAUAGUUCUGCUGGUCUGCAUUCCGAAGCGAUAUGUCUUUCCCCGUGCAGUUAGGCCCAAACAGUAGAUCAUAGUUUCAUGUUUUCCUCUUCUCAGCUCACUGGGCGCUUCGACGAGCGUUGGAAAUGACCAGAACAAUCCCAGUUCCCUCUCCUUUCCUGCUCUAUUGUACAGUAUCUUCAAAUAACUUCUCUCAGAUUCUGCAUUCUCACAAGCCUCAUGACAAACUCCUCAAAUGUACAUUUUAAAAUUAAGUGUAAUCAUUUCAAUGAUUUUACAGCAAUUAGAACAUUAGCUAGUUAUGUAGGAAUUUGUCCUACAGUUGGUUGGUUGCCAAAAGACAAUAACAUUUGUUAACAGGAAGUGGGGUUCUCCAAACCCCUGCAGUUCGCACUGAACAGCUAGGUUGGAUCCUAGUUGGAUUCUUAAAGAAAACAACUUGAUGUACUUUUUUUCUUACUGUUAUUAAUAGUCAUUGUUAUUUUUGCCAAAUGUGUAAUUUGAGUGUUCUUAUUAACGUCAGUGUUUUUUUUGUUUUGUUUUUUUUUAAUGGCACUUUUGUUUCUGAAGUUUUUGGUACUGCAGAAGAAUAUUGCCAGAUUGGGAAAAAUAGCAGCUCUGGUCCAGUUGCAGCAAGCUGAUUAGCAUGGCGGUAUUUGGUUGGUAAGCAACCAUUUUCUUAUUUAACACACACCUUGUAUCCCAAUGCGAGUGAAAAUGUGUUUGUAUGUACAUUAUAUUAUGUAACAAAUGGAUAUUUGCUUUUAUUUUACUGUGGGGAGACUUAAUUUCAGUGCUUUUGGAUUGCUAUCAAGAUUGGAAAUCAAGUGUGUAUGCAAUAUUCAGUAAUGUAACUGCUGCAGAAAAACUGGUGUUUUGUAGAGUGUCAAACUGUUGCCAGGUUGCCUUUUAGGAACCCGUUUGCUUUUGAACAGCCUUUCCAGUUCACGUUGUCUGGACAUAAACCAGAUGUCACGCCAAAUGUAAAAUCUGAAAUCAGUUGACUGCAGUUAGGCUGGCAUACAGAUAUUGGGCAAUCCUGUUAAAUACUGGGCUGCAUGUAACAAUCGCAUGGUACUUGUCACGGCGCUCAUUAGAAGUGUGAAAUCAGCUAAUGGUUGCAGCUGGGCCAUUGUAUUGUAAUUAUUUUUUUAAAUACUGUCCACAAUUUACAGCUUGUUUUCUUGGCAGAGAUUGCUAUCUUCAGCCUUCACUGUCACAUCCAGCAACUGCAGUGAUGUAGCAUACGAGAGACCUGGGAUGCAUUCAGAUGCCCGCAUUGUUUCAGAGGGCAGUCAGAGACGAGGUCUAUAGCUUGAGAUUUCCAAGCGUGUUUGAUCAUCUCUGGACUCCACCUCCCAUCAGCCCCCCUUUAACAAAAUGGGUUCUGUGAUGCGUUGCCAUCCUAAUCAAUCUCAGGUUUUGAUUAUGUCCACCUUUAACUGGAAAUACAUACUCAUCAGAAAGGGACAGUAGUAGCAAGUCAUUAGGUGUUUAUUUGUAAUUUAUUGGACUGGAGGUACUGGGCUGUUGGAUGUGUGAACGUGUGGCAGGAGGAGUUGAGUGAUGGCAGGUAAUUCCCCUCCUUCCUUAUCUUGUACUUUUUUUUUUUUAUGUUAAACCCGUUUGGGCACACUGUACUCGUUUUCCUGCUGAACUUAAAUAUUUUUCCCCUAUUAAAACAUGUCAAGAUCCAAAA